This is a messenger RNA of Jaminaea rosea, 2598 nucleotides long. RefSeq lists its product as hypothetical. NCBI's taxonomy places the organism in Eukaryota, Fungi, Basidiomycota, Exobasidiomycetes, Microstromatales. Bases 119 to 2278 code for a protein of 719 amino acids. The transcript has a single exon. The record is from RefSeq and is a predicted model, not a curated record.
CUUUCAUCGACCUUCGCUUCGUCGUGGUGUUUAGCAAAUGCCUUUCUUGAUCAACGACGACCACUCCAGCUAGCAUCAAUCAUUCCAAGACCCCCGCUUUAGAAGCAGCUUCGUCAAGAUGAUCUCCUCAAAGGACACUACGACGGGCAAGAAGGGAGUCAUCAUCGAUGAUGUUUCCCUCUACUUGCUCGUCGGCGUCGUAGCCUUGCUCAUCAUAGGGACCAUCAUCGAUAGGUGGUACCAGCCUACCGUCCACCCACUCAUCCUUGCCAGACAGGCAGACACCUCAGCCACGAGACAGAAGGGAGAGUCUCCUGUAUACCGGAAUGCCAACUCGCCUCACGGCUUCGACCUGCCCGUUCGCCCAAAGAAGGGAGCAGAGGAUGUCAAGGGACUACUCGCCCUCGGCGCCAAGGGCGACGAAGCCAACAAGCCACGACAGCUGUACGACGAGUUUAAGUUGAGCAACUCCACCUUUUUGGAGCAAGCCUGCAAGUUUGCCGCUGGACUUCUUGACAUGGCUGGUUCCAAUGCUGGCAACAUCGCCCUGGCUGUAUGCGUCGAGACGGAUUCGAUUCACUCACUUCAGGCCACUGUGGCUGGUGCGCUAUCUAGUGAUACUUCAAGCGGGAAGGCACCCUUCAGCACCCUCGUCGCGCCUCCCUCGCACCUGCGCACGGAGCAGCCCCCCUCUCUCCCCUCCGGAGUCGAUCGCCUCGCUGCCGUCUUCACUACCUCGGACCAAUUGGAGGCAGUGGCCCAGCUGACUGGCAUCGACUCGCAAACUAUUUUCAUCCUUGCGACCCAAAGCGACGUAUCUGAGGCGCAGCGCUCCUCGUCUUCGCUCAAGUCGCGUCUUGUCUCCUUCGCCCAGCUCGUGGACAGAGGUCGCACCCCUGCGCCUGCCUCUUCUCAAAGCCCUACAGCAGAGUCGGCCAAAGCCAUUCUUGCGCAUUACUGGCUUUCCUCUUCUUGGGUGCCCGUGACCAACUACUCUCUCACCUCCGGCGUGACCGCCUACCUCUCCCUCUACCCAACAAGCGACGAGAUCCCCACCCCUUCGGACCUCAUACUCGUGGAGCAACAUGGAACCCACUCCAACAGUACGUCACACCUCUCCGCUUCUCAGACGCCUUCGGGGCUCUGCCUCGCCCUUGUGGCCCUCUACACCGGCGCAGGGCUCGCAGUCGGAGCCUUAACCACUUCGCUGAGCGACGCAAAUCCUUCUACUUCCCCAUUGCUGCACAAGAUGAGGCCAACGAUCAUUUACGCCUCUCCACGUGGAGCUUCCAGCCUCCAACUCGCCCUCCUUGCCGUAACGCGACGCUCGCCGCUCAGUUGGCUUUGUCUGACCGCCAAGACUCGCAUCCUACGCAGCGGAGCAGCCAUGGUCAAGGACAGUGUCUGGGAUAGGCUCCUCUUCAAGCGUGUCCGCCAUGAGCUCAGCCUCGAGGCGGUGCGCAACAUCACCAUCGCAGGUGACGGCUGGACCGUCCCGCAGACGAUGAUGGACACGCUGCGUGCCCAGAUGGCCUGCGCAGUGGGGAAUGCAUGGCUUCCACGCUCACCCCUCCUCGCUGCAGGCGAGGGUGAGGAUGCGGAGCAGAGGGAAAGACUCGCCAAGGGCGGGGCCAACGCUACUCCCCGCCCACCAUCUCGGGGAAGCGACGCCGUAUGGACUACGGCCCCUCUCAGCCAAUCGCACAUCUACGACCUCCAGCAUUUCCGCAGCAACAAUGCGGGCGGUAAAUCUGAAGUUCCACAGCACGUCGGCCCUCCAUCUGUCUCUUGCGAGCUCAAGAUCGUAGUUGGCAGCGAGGACGACUCGAGUGAUGCUGGAGGGCAGCACAUGCGCCUCGACUCUGGCGCAGCCAAGGAGAAUCGCUCUGAUGCGCUUCAGAGCAAACCUCAAGCGCCCAGAGAUGAGGUACGAGCGCGCAAGGGAGGAUGGCAGCGUUUUCUGAGCGACGACGAUAUGGCUGGCGUGGUCCAGAUCCGGGGUCCGUGCUUGACCGGCUCCUCUCUGCUCUCCAGCGGCGAAGAAGGUCGAUGGUACCAUACCUCCACCUGCCAGGCGGGAAGCUUCAGGUCCAACGGCACGCUUUUGCUCCUCCCGCCCGAUAUCAGGAGCGAGAAGCGUAAGAUGGUCCCACUUGUUGGGCAGCUCAGCGCUAGUAGGCCGAGGAAGGGGAGGGGCGGUGGAUUGAACAGUGAUAGUGAGAGUGAUGGCGAUGAUAAUGAGGGGGAUGAAGAUGAGGAGGCGAAGAAGAUGAAGUAGGCUUCGAGCACGAGGAAAGACAGGGAAAGAAGAGCAGCAUGUGUGGUGACUCGUCGACAUAGCAUUCAAUUCAUCGGAUAGCCUCUCUUUCCUGCUUUAGCGCUCGACUCGGUCCUCACGCUGGCCACUCAAGCAAAGAAUGUCAAAAUUGGUAAAGAGUGACUGAGUCGACUAGACGUGGGCGUAGGCGCGGGCUAGAGAGCGGGACCAUGGCCAAAAAAAAAGGGGGGGCUUUACAAAGAGAGAUGGAGCGGCAAGAUUGUUGUAUGCAGGUCUGCGCGUCGCAUGUGAUGAAGUAGAAGGAAAAGAGUCAAGAGGAG